Molecule: messenger RNA, 2273 nt
Organism: Schistosoma mattheei
Lineage: Eukaryota; Metazoa; Platyhelminthes; Trematoda; Strigeidida; Schistosomatidae
Source: the annotation of a GenBank genome assembly
GAAUGGAUGGCCUUUAACUAGAUCCGCAGGUUCACUUUCGUUUCCAUAUUUGUUGGGACGACGUUCUAAGAUGAACAAUUAUACUGGACAAUAUGGAUACAUGUUUCCGAUGCAACCAAAUUAUACUUGGGGUCCAAACCAAGUGCAUACACCUGCUCAAGAGCCACAAUAUACCUAUGGUUAUGACUCGACUAACCAGCAGCCCCCUCCGUACACUGACUAUAUGGGACCCCAGGUACAAGAUUAUGAAUCGCCCGUUAAUGAUUUUAAUGGUCAGUAUGGAUAUUCCACAAAUUCCACACCUACUCAACCUGGUUAUAAUGCUCAAUGGAGUGGGAACCAAUUCCAAACUCCAUCACAUGAUUCAAGUUAUUGGUAUCAUUCUCGUGAGCCACCAAUCAAUAGUCAACCACGAUAUCAACCCCCUCCGUCUACGCCUAUACUUGAACAAAAUCGAAAACCUAAACUACGAAUAUACUGUAAAUACUGUGAUGUAGCAUUCACGGAUGAGCAUACUUAUUCCAUACAUUUGGAUACUGAAAGGCACAUCCGUAAUUUUAAACGUAGCUUUAAUACAACUGAAGAUAGAAGGGGUAAAGGAAAGUCUAGAAGUGACUACCGCAGAAGUAAUAACAGAAACAGAAAACCUAAUUUCUACUGUGAAGAUUGCAAACGAUCAUUUCAAAGAAAAGAACAAUACCUUGAUCAUAUCACAGCAGAGGGACAUAUGAAAAAGUCGGAUCGUAACAAAAAUGAGUCAGACGAAGGAGAAUCUAAAAAGGCUCCAAGACGUACAGAUUAUUGUGAUGUAUGCGAACAAACAUUUCAAAAUGGUCGCCACUUUUAUGCUCAUCUAAAGUGGAAAAAGCAUAAACGUCUUUGUAGAGUUGCUAGACUUUUAAGAGGACAACUGAAAAAGACUCCGGAAGAAGUUGCUAAUGAUCCAUUGGGUUCGUUCACAUUGUAUAUGAAUAAAGACUGCUCUGUUCCAUAUGGGAACUAUGGAGACUGUAAGGAAGUCGAAUUGGAUGCUGGAAAUGCAUUUUUGCAAAAAUUCCUCGACUUGAAACAUUUAAUCUCUCAAGAACCAAAUCCAGUUGGCGAGGAAUUUAUUCAGGAGCAAGUAUACAAUACGCGAGAUUUGGAAUAUAGCUGUUCACUCUGUAAAGCAGAUUUAAUUGGAGCUGAUGAUAUAGAAAAUCAUCUACGUACUCUUACACAUCAAAAGAAAUAUAAGGAGAAAUUUAAUUUGGAGGAAUUUGCAUUUGAAGAAGAAAUGAGAUUGUCUGCAUCCGAUUCGGUUUUUGCUGUAUGGAAAACAUGCCAGUCUAGAGCUAGUAAAGAAUUGGCAAGAAUUAUCGGAGAAAAAGGUUUUCAUUUAUGUGUUUGUGGUUUCCGUAUUACUUGCUAUGAUGAUAUGCGAAAACACUUUCCAAUUAAAUACUAUGAUAUUCAUCCACGAAUUCGUUCAUGGAAAAAAAGUUUAGAAAAAUGUAUUCGAUCGCGUGCUGAUCGUCAUAGGAUUGAUUAUAGAGAUUGUUACACUAUUCUAACUUUAUUUGGACUCCCCAGUCACAUUAUUGAUAUGAAGAGAGAACAUGCUUUAGAAACUGCCAAAGCUAAACUGUUAGAAGAUUCUACAAAAGAAGAGUCAGCAACAGAUGCUCGUGGAGAUGGUGAAGACGAAGAUGAGGAGGAAAAUGACGAUGAAGAAGAAGAGGAGGAAGAACGAAAGUCAGUCAAGGAAGAUGAACCUCCUAAAGACCCUAUAUCAAAUGCAGAGUGUGUUGAGGAUACACAUGCAGGAUCGUCGUAGGAUAGCUGCUCGUUAUAUGUUAUACAUUAGUUGUAAAAUACACUAAAAUGGUUAUUUAGAGAACAAAUUACGUUCUCGCUUUUGUCAAUGCUGUGUAAGACAAUAACCGGUCUUAUUUUGCUCGUUUCGUUUAUUAAGUGUUUUCAUUUCACUUGCUCUUUCGUCAAACACUAUCAUCUUGUCUCAUUUUUUCGAUGCAUUAAUGAUAUUCUUUUUAAUGCAGCAUCAUAUCUACAUUUCUAAAUUACGCCCGUUUCCGUUUUUAUGCAUUUGUUAUGUUUGAGAGUAGGUCGUCUUUUCUUCUUGCUUAAUUGGGAUUGUUUGGGUUUAUCUGUUCGCAUUUGAUAUGUACUAUCUUCCAGUGCUUUCGAAAACUUCUUAGUGUUACCAUGCCCAUAUUUUAUUUUAACACAUAGAUAUUGGUACAAGAAGGUACUAAAUACAUAUGCGCCACAUC